AUGUCGUAUGAGAUCCUUCGUACGUACUUGGCGGUGCGGGUGAUAGGCAGGGGGAUUUUCAGUACGGGAUUCGGCAUUUUGAAAAGCCUACAGCUCACAUAUAUACAUGGCGAUGUCUCACAUGCCAAGAGCUUCACUCUUUCUCACGUUCUCGCAUUUCGGAUCUUCCGUUCGUUUUCUUCGUUCGCUGUUAAAAUCUGUCUUCUCAUUCUUCUUUGUUUUGAAUGCAUCGAUAUGUUUGUGUCUUGCGUUCAGCUAACUUUCGUUUUGACCUGGUCAUGCCUUGCUGCUGCGCUUUCCAUCACAGUCAGUGACCAACAGACCAGUGUGGGUGCAGUAGGCACGAAUGCAAUAGAUGGGAACAACGCAACAUUCUGGCAUAGUCUGUAUAAACCUACAGCAGCACCCCUUCCGCAUACUGCAACGUUGGAUUUGGGAGCAAUAACAUCAGUCCGAGGAUUCACAUAUUUGCCUCGUCAAGAUGUCAAGCCUGGACUUCCGCUGAAUGGCAAUAUUGGACAACAUGACAUUCUGAUAAGCUCCGAUAAUGUAACGUGGACAACAGUGGUUUCCAGAUCAGUUUAUCCUGAUACCAGGGAUUUCAAGAGCGAGUCCUUCCCUGACGCCCAAGCCAGAUAUGUGAGAAUCAUCGCGUACACAGAGGCUGGCAACCGUGGACCAUGGACGAGUGCGGCCGAAUUUAAUGUGGUGAUGAGCCCGUCGAUCACUGCUGCGUCAAGUAGCUCCAGUACUUCGACCAGUUCUAGUAUACCAGCGGCAUCAAGCACAUAUUCAGCUACGAACACAGCGCCAACGACUGCCGCUACGAUCGUUACCAUUAGCGUGGAUAGUUUCCAAACUGGAAAUGAAGGACCAAAAGCCAUUGAUGGCGUUCGAAGUACAUUAUGGCACAGCAGAUAUAAGCCAGAUAUUGUUCCACUACCUCACAACGCAGUGCUCGACCUAGGUGUCACUCAGCAAGUCACUGGCCUCACAUAUCUUCCACGUCAAGACGUAGCAGCCGGCAAACCUCUCAAUGGCAACAUUGGUCAAUACAAAAUCGAAACCAGUACGGAUAGCAAUACCUGGACCUUCGCCACUAAUGGCACCUACAAGGAUGACGCCACCCUCAAAACCUCCAACUUUCCCCUCACAUCCGCCCGCUACGUUCGCAUUACUGCCCUCACCGAAGCAGGCAAUCGCGGACCCUGGACCAGCGCCGCCGAAUUCGGCAUCUCAAUCAUCUUCAACGCCUCAACCCCAUCGCCUCCUAGCCGCGGAAAAUGGGGUCCCGUAUUCCAACUCGGCAUUGUCGCAGCAGGCGCGUUUGUUGUUCCCGGAAGCGGGAAUGUAAUCAGCUUCUCGCGGAGUGGGAAGAAAGAUGGUGGUGCAGGGACAGGGAAUACGUGGACGUCGAUAUAUAAUUUCGCUACUGGGGCUGUGACGCAGCGGAAUGUGGCCGAGACGAAACAUGACAUGUUUUGUCCGGGUAUGUCGCAUGAUUUCAAUGGCAAUUCGAUUCUGUCGGGUGGACAAGAUGCAGCGGUUGUUAGUCUUUAUACGCCUGGGAGUGAUAGUUGGUCCAUCAUGCCGCAAAUGAAUCUUCUGAGAGGAUAUCAAGCCCAGACUACGCUGUCCGAUGGUCGAACCUUCCUCAUUGGUGGUUCAUGGCUUGCAAAUCCUAACGACCGCGGGGGCAAAAACGCCGAAAUUUAUGAUCCAGCAACAAACAAAUGGACUAUGCUCCCCGGAUGUCCAGUUGGUCCCAUGUUGACCAAUGACAACAACGGAAUUUAUCGAUCAGACAAUCAUGGAUGGCUAUUUGCCUGGUCGAACGCCACAAUUUUCCAAGCUGGACCCAGCAAGAAUAUGCACUGGUAUGACGCAAAAGGUACUGGGUCCGUAACAUCAGUUGGAACCCGCGCUUCAGAUGAUGACGCCAUGUGCGGUAACGCGGUCUUAUACGACGCCGCAGCUGGUAAAAUCUUCACCGUGGCCGGAGCCCCCAGCUAUGAAAAUGCAGCCGCCUCCGCUGCUGCACACCUAAUAACCAUCGGCGCCCCAGGUAGCACACCCAGUGUAGUGACUCUCCCUUCGCUGCGUUACGCACGCUCCUUCUCCAACGGCGUAGUCCUCCCAGACGGCAAAAUCUUCGUCAUAGGUGGACAGCCCUACCCGGUGACAUUCACAGACACAAACGCCAUCAUGCAGCCCGAGAUGUGGGAUCCCGUGACCCAGACUUUCGAGCUCAUGCCGCCGCAUCAGAUACCGCGGUGUUACCAUAGCGUUGCACUGCUCUUGCUUGACGGCACGGUCUUUACAGCAGGGGGUGGUCUUUGCGGGAGCUGUUCUGUCAAUCAUCUCGAUGCAGAGAUCUACAGCCCCGGAUACCUGUUCAACAGUGACGGAACAGCCGCCACGAGACCAGUCAUCACAUCUUGUUCUGCUAGUGUUAGAGUCGGAGGCACGAUCAACGUUGUAACGGAUUCGCCGGUAGUGAGGUUCUCGUUGAUUAGGUAUGGAAGUGCGACGCAUACGGUGAAUACUGAUCAGCGACGGCUGGCGUUUGAUACUGGAUUUAGUGGCACGACCAAUAUCAUUACAGUUCCUGGGGAUCCAGGGAUUGCGUUGCCCGGAGUGUGGAUGCUUUUUGCGUUGAAUGUACAGGGUGUGCCGAGUGUGGCGAAGACUGUGUGGGUUACGGCAGGAGGGUAUUAG
Molecule: messenger RNA, 2718 nt
Organism: Cadophora gregata
Lineage: Eukaryota; Fungi; Ascomycota; Leotiomycetes; Helotiales; Ploettnerulaceae
Exons: 6
Coding region: 1-2718 (905 amino acids)
Molecular function (GO): protein binding
Source: RefSeq, a predicted model, not a curated record